Molecule: messenger RNA, 393 nt
Organism: Peronospora matthiolae
Lineage: Eukaryota; Oomycota; Peronosporomycetes; Peronosporales; Peronosporaceae
Source: the annotation of a GenBank genome assembly
AUGGAGAACGUUGACGUUGACACCGCUUUCCUCUACGGCGAAGUCAAGGAAGAGAUCUACAUGGAUCAGCCGGAUGGAUUUGUGGACAAGCAACACCGUGACAAGAAGUGUCUGCUAAACAAAGCUUUGUACGGUACAAAGCAAGCGGCACGAGAAUGUAAUCAUCGUCUUAACGCACACCUUGAAAGCCAAGGGUUCACGCGUACGUCUGCCGAUCUCUGUGUCUAUGUGCGACAAUCGGAUACUCAAUUUAGUCUGGUGAUCAUUCACGUUGACGACUUGAUGCUCUUUGCUCGGACGCAAGAACACAUCGAUGACAUCAAGCGUGCACUGAAGAUCGAGUUCAGUAUCAAAGAGCUCGGCGAACUGAAGUACUGUCUUGGCAUCGAUUGA